AUGACCAAGAAAGCCCUCUUCGUCAUCGACACACAAGCCGAGCUUGUCUCGAUUCCAAGCACUGCCAUCCCCCACGCAGCACGCAUUUGCGAAGUCGGUGGUGUGAUCCUUGACCGCGCGCGACGCAUUCCCAGCACUGAACUUGAGAUCAUCAUAGUCCAACACUGUGAAGAUGCAAGCGAUCCAAAUGCAACGCUAAUCCCCGGCAGUAAGGAGUGGCAGCUGGCUUUGCCUCCUCAAGACGGCGCCAAGAAUGAAAGGGUUGUCCGUAAAACCACUGGGGAUACGUUUGAAUCGAACCCUUCGUUGGUGGAUGAGCUGAAGAACCAGCGUGUGGCUACUAUCGUGGCCUUCGGGGUUCAAAGUGAGCAAUGCGUGCGCGCUACCUGCCGAGGGGCUGUAAAUGCGGGGUUUGCGGUGGUGUUGCUCCAAGGGGCACAUUCCACCUACGACAAUACAGACACGGGGGAAAGUGCAGAAGAUAUUGAGAGAGCAGUCGAACAGGAGCUAAAGUCUAUCGGUGUUCAGAUCGUACCGUGGGACCAAUAUACUUUCUAG
This is a messenger RNA of Penicillium pulvis, 558 nucleotides long. Its product is annotated as cysteine hydrolase family protein. The record is from RefSeq and is a predicted model, not a curated record. The transcript is spliced from 2 exons. Bases 1 to 558 code for a protein of 185 amino acids. Lineage: Eukaryota; Fungi; Ascomycota; Eurotiomycetes; Eurotiales; Aspergillaceae.